Ruditapes philippinarum (Manila clam) is the source of this 3186-nucleotide messenger RNA. RefSeq names its product E3 ubiquitin-protein ligase TRIM33-like. The record is from RefSeq and is a predicted model, not a curated record. Gene Ontology annotation, biological process: positive regulation of DNA-templated transcription. Gene Ontology annotation, cellular component: nucleoplasm; chromatin. The transcript is spliced from 2 exons. Lineage: Eukaryota; Metazoa; Mollusca; Bivalvia; Venerida; Veneridae. Bases 241 to 1254 code for a protein of 337 amino acids. Gene Ontology annotation, molecular function: zinc ion binding; ubiquitin-protein transferase activity.
CUUACCAUUAAGUGGGAUGCUCAGUUAGUUAAACAAUAAGUACAUGUACUACUGAAGUAAUACACUGACAAUACUGUGUGAAGUGUUCUGAAAUUCACUUAACCAGUGACACAAGUUUUUCACUAUAACUAGGAUGUAAAAGAUACAGAUGUGUUAAAAAUGUUUUUCAUAACAUCAACACAAUUGUUUUAACCGGUUUCAAUUAUAAUUGGGAAAAUAUUUAUUAUCAAAGUAAAAAGAAUGGCUGUUCAAGGAAAAUGGGAAAACACAGAAUUGCUGUCCAGCUCUGAUGAAGAUCUUAAAAUAUACUGCCAGCCAUGUGACCAUGAUGGACCAAGAAUGCCAGCUUUUGGCUUCUGUACAGACUGUAGAGAACAUUUGUGCGAAACAUGUUUCAAUUUACACAAAAGACAUACUCUGUCUAGAGACCACAUCCUUCUUGAGAAAAGCAACAUGCCCCAAACCUUUAUCUCUGCAACUGGCAGCCAGGCCGAAACACUCACAACAUCAUGCUCACAUCAUCAGAAAGAAAUGAUAAAAUUCUUCUGCCAUGAUCAUAAAGCUUUACUGUGUCAUGUAUGUAUUACCAUGGACCACCCUAGGACUUCAUGCAAAGUUAACUAUAUCCCUGAAAUUUCUGCCAGCAUUAUUGAUAGCAAAGAAUAUCAAGAUAUCUUGAAGGCAAUUGAAGAUGUGUCAAAAGACUUUGAUAGUAAGUUUGAAUAUUUGAAGAAAAUGAUUGAAAAAUCGGACAAAUCUUUGACAGAUGCAAUGGCAGACUUAAGAAAGUUCCGGAUAGAAAUCAAUGAGAGGCUAGACAAACUAGAAAGUGAAACUGAAACUAUUGCUAAAGCAAUCCAACAGGAGACCAGUUUGAAUCUGGAAAAAUUCAAAACAAAAUGUGAAGAGGUGACUAAAUCUCUUACACCAUGGUUAGAUACCAUUCCACAUCUCAACAAGCAAAUGCAAGCAGACAGACUGUUCAUGCAAAUCAAAUUGGCGGAACAAAUGAUCCAAGAUUACAAGGAAACUAUCUUACAGAUAGCAGCAAAUGAUGUCAAGCAGUACAAAUUUGAGCCAAACAAAGAUCUUAAAAGCCUACUUCAUGAAGAAAAGUUCCUUGGAUCUUGGGAGACUAAACAAGUUAGACCACAACGUCCUUCGAAAGCCCCUUGUCGUGCCAAUCCAGGAAGAGUGCAAAUGUUGGUGAAAUUUGCGUUAAAACAUUCAAAGAUCAAUCAAUUUGCUUUGUAACAGGAAUGGCCCUCCUUACUCCUGAUCUUCUUGUAAUUGUGGACCAAGGUAACAAUGCUAUCAAAAUGGUAGAUAUUACAAAGAAGUCUGUUAUAGACGAGAUUUACUUGGAUGAAACACCCACUGAUAUAACAUCUGUUUCUAAGCAUGAACUUGUUGUUACUCUUUCAUCUGCACUUCUGUUUUUAUCAGCUUCUAGCAAGAAACUCAACAAGGGACACACUCUCAACCUUCAUGGACACUGUACAGUGAGCGUUAGCUGUUACCAAGACAAAAUGGUCGUGUCAUUUUCCAGUCCUGCAAAAGUUCAGAUACUUGAUAUGAGUGGCAUUAUCCUUGGGACAGUUCAAGAUGAAACUAUUUUUAAAGAAUCGGGAUAUGUCACAACAUGUGAAAGUUGCAUCUAUGUAUCUGACAUCAGUAUCAACACUGUAACUAAGUUAGACUGGCAGGGUAACGUGAUGUGUAAAUAUGUUAGUAAAGGUGAAGCAAGGGGUAUUACAAUGUCAAAUGGUGAAAAUUUCUUUGUCUGUGACUGGAGAAACAACAUGAUAAAGGAAGUAUCAGGGGAUUGCUCAGAAGAAAAAGUAGUAGUGAAGACCAACAGGGAACCAUAUGCUGUAUGUUGGUGUAAUGAAACAAGCAUGAUGUACAUUAGCAGCUGUAGCCUCCCAAACAACAACAAAGACAAUUUUCUUCAGGUCUUCAAGUUGUCCUAAGGUGUAUCAUUAACCAAUUGAUUUGUAUAUUAGCCACUCUCUGUGUCUUAAAUAGACUAAGCAAGCAUCCAUAUGUCCAGAAGUAAUCUCAAUGUGCUAUUUAGGUGACAGAGUUGGCUGGCUAAAUGAAUCUCAACUGGAAGGAAUAAAUUAGGAUACAUCUACAAAAAGUAUUGAAGGAAUACAUAAAUAAACAUUUACAAACUGUAUGGAAGGAAUACAUUAACACACCUCUACAAACUUUAUGGAAGGACUACAUUAACACACCUCUACAAACUGUAUGGAAGAAAAACAUCAACACAGCUCCAUAAACUGUAUAGAAGGAAUACAUUUCAACACACUACAAAAGGUAUGGAAGGAAUACAUUAGCACACCUCUACAAACUGUACGGAAGGAAUACAUUAGCACAUCUCUACAAACUUUAUGGAAGGAAUUCAUUAGCACACCUCAACAAAUUGUAUGGGAGGAAUACAUCAACACAACUCUGCAAACUGUAUGGGAGGAAUACAUUAACACACCUCUACAAACUGUAUGGAAGGAAUACAUUUAAACACAUCUAAUCUACAAACUGUACAAAAGGAAUACAUUAACACACCUCCUCAAACUGUAUGGGAGGAAUACAUUAACACACCUUUACAAACUGUAUGGAAGGAAUAUAUUAACACACAUCUACAAACUGUAUGGAAGGAAUGCAUUUAAACACAUCUACAAACUGUACGUAAGGAAUACAUUAACACACCUCUACAAACUGUAUGGAUAGGAAUUCAUUAACACACCUCUACAAACUGUAUGGAAGGAAUAUAUUAACACACAUCUUCAAACGGUAUGGAAGGAAUACAUUUAAACACAUCUACAAACUGUACAAAAGGAAUACAUUAACACACCUCUACAAACUGUAUGGGAGGAAUACAUUAACACACCUCUACAAACUGUACGGAAGGAAUAUAUAACACUCAUCUACAAACUGUAUGGAAGGAAUACAUUCAAACACAUCUACAAACUGUAUGGAAAGAAUAAAUUAUCACACAUUUACAAACUGUACAGAAGGAACAUAUUAUAUAUUUAAUACACAUUUACAAACGGUAUGGAAGAAAUGUUUUAUAUACAUGUACAAACAUUUUGCAAGGAAUGCAAUAUACACAUUGUUUAAGAUGAUAUAUUCUUAAGUACAUGUAUAUCAAACAGCUUUUAAUAAACUUGUUAUAUAGUUUGA